This is a messenger RNA of Mercenaria mercenaria, 462 nucleotides long. RefSeq lists its product as uncharacterized. NCBI's taxonomy places the organism in Eukaryota, Metazoa, Mollusca, Bivalvia, Venerida, Veneridae. The coding region runs from base 1 to 462 and encodes 153 amino acids. The record is from RefSeq and is a predicted model, not a curated record. The transcript is spliced from 2 exons.
AUGUCAACUGUUCAAGGUAUCUCGCAAUUCAAUGACAAGUAUAAUUUUGUAACACAACAAUAUCACCAUGGAUAUGGUAUAAGUGAAACUAUAGCUAUUACAAUACUGAAAAACAGUACCAGUGGACUUCUGCUGAAUGGAGAAUCAAUGUCUUACUGGAACGCUACGAAAUCACCAGUCUCUCCACCAUUUGAUCAAUAUAUAACAUUUUUUGUUAAUGUCGCUUUCUUCAGUUACAAUCAGUUACGUCAAAGUGGUGGAGUAAAAUUUGGAGCCGUCUUUUAUGGACGCCUUGAUACUGAUACUGCAUAUGGGUAUCCUCUUAGUAUGUCGUUUGUGGACACAGAGUGUGAAACUCAUGAAGCAAGUUUCAGGACUACGCCCGCAUAUGACAGGACAUCCACAGUCAGCACACUUCCUGACAAAAAAGGUAUCUCACCAACUUAUGUCUCAUUUUUCUGA